AUGGGUGGUGCAUCUCGCGAAGGCGGCAAGGCCAAACCCCUCAAGGCCCCAAAGAAAGAGAAAAAGGAGCUUGAUGACGAGGAUCUUGCUUUUAGAGAAAAGCAGAAAGCUGAUGCCAAAGCCAAGAAGGAGCUCCAGGAGCUGGCUAAGGGCAAGAAAGGCCCUAUGAACACUGGUCAGCAGGGAAUCAAGAAGUCUGGAAAGAAAUAA
Messenger RNA from Trichophyton rubrum CBS 118892, 210 nucleotides. RefSeq lists its product as uncharacterized. Bases 1 to 210 code for a protein of 69 amino acids. NCBI's taxonomy places the organism in Eukaryota, Fungi, Ascomycota, Eurotiomycetes, Onygenales, Arthrodermataceae. The transcript has 3 exons. The record is from RefSeq and is a predicted model, not a curated record.